AUGAUGAUUGCUUUAAGUUUCUUUUAUGCAAUGUUGGCAACUAUUUUUUCAUUAGUUUUCGAACUUUCUCAUAUAAUUUCUGGUGAUACAAAAAAUAGAAGAAAUAUGGGAAUUAAAGAAUUGAUUUUUGGUUUAUAUAUGUAUGGAAGUUCAAUUAUAUUUUUAAUUUAUUGUUAUAUUGCUCUUUUGUUACACCCAAAAUGGAAAAGAAAAAUAGGGGCAUUAGUUGUGCAUUUUAGAAGCGAAUCAAGUCAAAGCAUUUUCCAGCAGGCAACAGAGAGGAAAGUUAGCCAUAGCAGUCCAAGUGCCGGAAGUCUUUUUCUUCGUCUUGGAUGUGUAGUUUUUGGUGUUAUCGGCACAGUUUAUUAUGCUUUCAACGUUUUUCUCUGUAUUAGUGAUACAACUUGCCAACAAAAUUACCUUAUUUGGUUAGAUUUACUUUCCAUAAUUUUUGUUUUUACACAAAUGCAUUUUGUUUUUUGUAAUUGGAAGUUAACUAUAAGUCAAUACCAAACAAUUUGUCGGUUUGGAACAAUGCAUUUGGUGGCCACAAAUCUUUGGAUUUGGAUUCGUUAUAUUUUAAUUGAAGAAUCGUUAAUGGGGGAUGAAAUAAGACAAGUUUUUGCUCGAAAUAUUGCUGGUAAUAAUAAUGAAAAUGAUGAUUGGGGAAGUGAAGAAUUGGAAAAAAAUUUAAAUAAAAAUAUUACAAACUCUUUGUUGCCAUUAUUAAAUGAAGAAAAUUCUCAAGAAUCUAAUGUAGCUAGACGUUCACUUAUGCGUAAAUGUGAGGGGGCUGAAUGUGUUCUUGCAAGUUUCAACGAAGUAAUGUAUACAAGUAUUGUUGAAUAUUCUCUUAUUGGCGCUGCAGUAAUGUUUAUUGUUUGGAGAAAUAUUGGAAAAGUUGAAAAUCCUGUUGAGAGAUUUGGUUAUGUCCCAAGAAAACACAGAAUUCGAUUAGAUUGCUCUAAAAGCACAACUGGACUUUUCUUUGGACUUGCUUUUCUUGCUGGUACUUUUACUUCCAUGGCUGUAUUUUCUGGUUAUACAAUUAUGGGUCAAAAUCAACUGGCUGCUACAGUAUUUGGCUUUACUGAUAUUGUUCAUUAUUUAAUUAGUACUUGUGGGUGUAUUGUUGCCCUUUGGAGGUCUUAUUAAUUUUAAAUUUUUUUUCUAAUUUUUUUAAGGAUGCGUCUUUUACGUUUUCAUUCACAUCAAAAUUAUUCUAAUAAUAAUAAAGAAACUAAUCAAAUAAUUAAUGCCCCUCCAAUUUAUUCUUUAUCUUCAAAUAAUUCUACAGAAUCUUCUUCAC
Meloidogyne enterolobii is the source of this 1309-nucleotide messenger RNA. NCBI's taxonomy places the organism in Eukaryota, Metazoa, Nematoda, Chromadorea, Rhabditida, Meloidogynidae. The record is from the annotation of a GenBank genome assembly.